Messenger RNA from Nasonia vitripennis (jewel wasp), 1053 nucleotides. RefSeq lists its product as uncharacterized. The transcript is spliced from 5 exons. The coding region runs from base 120 to 662 and encodes 180 amino acids. NCBI's taxonomy places the organism in Eukaryota, Metazoa, Arthropoda, Insecta, Hymenoptera, Pteromalidae. Gene Ontology annotation, molecular function: odorant binding. The record is from RefSeq and is a predicted model, not a curated record.
UCAGAAUAUUUCAGCAAUACCGAAUGGCAGCUGGGUUCUUAAAAUACAUUUCAUUAAUCGCGGUUUCCUCGAUAACUUAAUCAUCGAACUUUUGUAUUCAAUCACGCGCGAAUAAAUUAAUGUACUCGUUUCCCAGUUGUAAGUUGCCGACCAUUGUGACUGGAGCAUUUUGCGAUAUGAAGAAAAUACUUUGCUUCAUUGUCUUCUGUUUAACCUCGAACGUUUGGGGUGAGACAUCAGCGACUGUAGAGCCUCCGACGAAACUCAAGACUUGCGCAAAUGUGACCCGGAUAACCGUAGCUGUAAAUUUGCUAGAUAAAGAGUGCAUGAAAACAUCCAGCAGCAGUGCGAUUUUGCUGAACGGCGAUGAAAACAACGUCGAAGUGAAAGAUAUUGAAAUGAACGUGUAUGCACUUUGUCUGCUGCAAAAAUCUAGCAUUAUGAACGAGCAAGGAAAAAUCAACUUGAACUUUGAUAUUUUUAAAAUUGUAAAAAACUUGUACAAAAGGACUGACCAAAGGGGCUUUGGUUUGGCUUUUAUAAUAAAGUCGCUUGAAAAGUGUCGACAAACUGAUGGACCUGAUCAGUUUAGUACGGCUACGAAAAUAAUGAAAUGCCUGUUGGACAACCAAAAAACUGUGAUACGGUGCGAUCAGCAUUAAUUUUUAAGAAAAUUACAUUGUGUAUUAAGUAUUUGUUUUCUAUGCGCAUUAUUUACUAGUGAAAUUAAUCGUAAUUUUAUAUAAUAAUGAACUUGCAAAGCUGUACAAAAUGUUAAAUAUAUGCAUAAGCAGCUUCGAUCUACAUAUAGAUAUCAUUAUUGGUACCUAUAUCUUGAAAAGUGUGACAGUUGUAUAACCUUUAACCUAAUAACCCUUCUAACUGUGUGCUUUUCUCCUGAUCGAGAAAUUUUCAGAAACAGAAUGGCUUUGUUCACGCCUAAAAAUCAUCCGUGGAAACCUACUACAGGAUAUGAAACUACUGAUGCUUUUCCAGUGUAUGAUUUUAUUCCGUGCCUUACAAAAUAAUUAAAUAUAAUAACCAGUUAAGUAA